GCUACACCAACCGAGCCCACACUCGUGAUUCCAUCCGAGUCCAGUCCACCCAAUCCAACGGCCACGAUUCAAAGGAGGCGUAAAAACCAAUGACAAAAUUCGCAUCCAACCAGAUCCAUUUCAAUCCCCUCCCCCUCUCUCUACAAUUCACCCCGCCCUAGAGAGAGAAAUCCACCCUACCGGAAAAUGAUGUCAUCAAACCCCGCCGCCGGAGAACUAACUCCACAGCAGCAGCAACAACAGCAACAGUGGCUGGCGAUGCAGCAACAGUACCACCAACAAUGGCUGGCGAUGCAGCAGCAUCAACAGUUGAUGUACCAGCAGCAAGCGCCUCAGUUCAUGCCUUAUUAUCAACAACAACAAGCGGCUCAGAUUCAAUCGUCGAGUGAGGAAAACAAGACUCUCUGGAUCGGCGACUUGCAGACGUGGAUGGACGAGCACUAUCUCCACUCCUGCUUCGCUCCCUCCGGCGAGGCUGUAUCCGUAAAGCUCAUUCGCAAUAAGCAGACUGGUCAGUCGGAGAGAUUUGGAUUCAUUGAGUUCCUUUCUCAUGCAGCAGCAGAGAAGAUCUUACAAAGCUAUAAUGGCACUGUAAUGCCUAAUACGGAUCAGAUGUUUCGGCUGAACUGGGCAACCUUUAGCACGGGCGAAAGGCGUCAAGAUGCUGGUUCUGAUCAAUCUAUAUUUGUAGGUGAUUUGGCAUCAGAUGUUACUGAUAGUAUAUUGCUCGAAACAUUUUCCAGCAGAUACUCCACGGUCAGGGGUGCAAAAGUUGUGGUUGAUACAAACACUGGUCGAUCAAAAGGUUAUGGUUUUGUCAGGUUCGGUGAUGAAAAUGAGAGAUUGAGGGCCAUGACUGAAAUGAAUGGACAGUAUUGCUCUAGCAGGCCAAUGCGCAUAGGUGUUGCAACCCCCAAAAAGCCAUCAACAACACAGCAACAGUACUCUUCACAAGGCUCACAGUCUGAUGGUGAUACAUCCAACACAACAGUAUUUGUGGGAGGGCUUGAUUCUGAUGUAGGUGAUGAAGAGCUUAGGCAUACCUUUUCCCAAUUUGGUGAGGUCAUUUCAGUAAAAAUACCAAUUGGGAAAGGAUGUGGUUUUGUACAAUUUGCUGACAGAUCUAGUGCUGAGGUCUCGAUCGAACAAAUUAAUGGGACAGUUAUUGGCAAGCAGACAGUUCGUCUAUCUUGGGGUCGUAAUCCUGGGAACAAGCAGUUUAGAGGUGAAUCUGGUAAUCAAUGGAAUGGGAACUCUUACGGAAAGCAAGGAUACAACGGUUAUCAGGAUCCAAACAUGUAUGGUGGUGCUGCUACAGCUUAUGGGGCGUCAACAAAUGGGUAUGGAAAUCAAUAACAGCCUGAAAGAUGAUAUGGGUUGGUGGUACUAGUUUGCGAGAUCGAACUUAGGAGGGAUAUGAGGCUUGAGGGAUAUGUUUCAAGACUAAAAUAUGUACUACUAUGCUAAAUUUUGCAGCUGGAUAUAGUUUCAUAUUAAUUUUCUAUUACUUUUUCA
Daucus carota subsp. sativus is the source of this 1515-nucleotide messenger RNA. Its product is annotated as polyadenylate-binding protein RBP47. Gene Ontology annotation, molecular function: mRNA binding. Lineage: Eukaryota; Viridiplantae; Streptophyta; Magnoliopsida; Apiales; Apiaceae. The record is from RefSeq and is a predicted model, not a curated record. Gene Ontology annotation, cellular component: cytosol. The coding region runs from base 187 to 1356 and encodes 389 amino acids. The transcript is spliced from 6 exons.